AUGAGCGACUUCGAGAAGCUGAUAAAGCUGCUUGGCCAGACUGAUGGCCGCGACAAGAUCUACAAGUUCCUCGCUGGUUUCUUCAAGAUUCUGGCGGCUGUCGCAGCUAGCAACCAGGACCCGCAUGCCAAGGCGUACGUCACCAUCGGUAACUCCAUUGGUAGCGCUCGCUCCCUGAUGCGCAUGGGCAAGUUCGUGGGUGAUGUGCCCAAGCUGCAGAAGAUCGCCGACGGUGUCGUGACGAAGGGUGUCGCUGGCACGGAGUCUAAGAAGUUCAUCGAGUUCUUCCGCACGGUUGGCAACUCCCUCUACAUCAUGGGUGAUAACGUCGCCUUCAUCGCCAAGCACAGGCUGAUAUCGACGGACUCUAAGCUCGUAUCGAAGUACGCAAAGAUUGCGCAGUUCUGGGGCUUUUUCCUCGCUGCUGUGCUGGACCUCAUCGCGCUUCGUGCUGCCUUGCAGAAGCGCACGUCUGAUGUGACGACAAGCAAGAAGGAAGCCAAGGCUGCCGUCAUCAGCCUCACCAAGGAUGCCUCGGAUGUGCUCGUGACGAUGGCCACCGUCGGGUACUUGAAGUGCGUAUGGAACCCGUCCGCCAUCACCGUUGGCGCCCUCACCUGCGUGUCGGGUGGUGUGGCCACGUACCUCAACUGGAACAAGAUCAAGUAG
Messenger RNA from Leishmania braziliensis MHOM/BR/75/M2904, 669 nucleotides. Its product is annotated as putative glycosomal membrane protein. The transcript has a single exon. Lineage: Eukaryota; Euglenozoa; Kinetoplastea; Trypanosomatida; Trypanosomatidae. Gene Ontology annotation, biological process: peroxisome fission; regulation of peroxisome size. Bases 1 to 669 code for a protein of 222 amino acids. Gene Ontology annotation, cellular component: peroxisomal membrane. The record is from RefSeq and is a predicted model, not a curated record.